ACUAGUAAACGGCGCGCGCGGUGUAUUCCUUCGGUCAUUCGGUUUCGCAGCAUAUUUUGAUAAAAUAGUUCCGAUUCAGCUACAAAGUAAGACACAUGUGUCGUAAAUGAAUUUAUUUGUGUUUAAUAAUUCAAAUAAUUAACACAUAUUACUUCCACCUCUUUUGUGUUUGUUUAGUGCAGUUUUAUUUGAAUUGAAAAUAUCAACGAAAAUGGUUGUGAAGUGUCUGUUUUUGUUAACCGUUGUAACUGGUCUGGCUUAUGCACAAAGUGAAGAGCCAUUGUUCCCAAAAAACUUCACCUUACCACCUGAGCUAGAAGGUAAACUUGAUCAGGAGGCCAUAGGGUCAGUGCAGAAUAAGUCCAAAGAGGCUUUCAAGAAGAAGUGCGAUCAGAACGGAGGACCAGAUGCAUAUGCAAAAGCUGAGAACGCGUUCACGAAUUUCAUACAGUGUGUGCAGGGUAUAGUGGACACAGAAGUGUUACAAAGAGAGAUCGAAGAUGCCAAACCGAACGGCACCGUCGACGAAGUGUUCCAAAAGUAUUGCAAGAAGACACCGGUGUUUACAAAUUGCUUCAAGACCCUCGAGCAGGCCACGAACCCGUGCUUCGCUGAUGAGGAGCGCAAGAACAUGAAGACUGUCCACAACGUCACCAACCAGCUGGUUGACUUCAUCUGCUACAAAGAGGGUGACAGGAUAGCGCUGUUCAUUGCCGAGGGUGGUCAAGAGUGCUUCCAGGAAAAGCGGCCGGAGCUGGAGGCGUGCGCCAACAAGACCCUUGAUGAAGACGUAUCCUUCAAAGUGGACAACAUCGCCACCGGAGACCUGCCUACACUGACCUUUGACGAGAAACAGUGCGGUAAGAUAACGACGCUGCAGGAGUGUACUGUGAAAGUGUUGGAGACCUGCGAGAAACCGACUUCCGCUAAUAUUGUCGAGUCUCUGUUCAAGUUCAUUCGCAAUGUGACGCCGUGCAAGGAGUUCAUGGCCCGCGGUGACAAAGGCAAAUCUAGAGGCCGUGAAAAGUCCAAACCCAACUCGGCCAACGUCCUUCCCGUCACAGUUGCAACGAUCGCCAUGGGUCUUCUUACAGCGGUCUUCGUUUAAAUAUAUAUUAGAAAUGUAUAAGUAGUGUUAUUGCUGGUUCGAAGUAUGGGUGUUUCGUUUAGGCGUGAAUGUUAGAAAUGCCCAAAUACGAUGCUUAAACUUUUAGUGCAGACGGCCAUUUUGAAAUUUAACUUCGGUUUUAACCCCUUUUCUUUUAUUGUUUACCUAUAUCAAUUGUUUUUAUUAAGAAUAAAACUGUUACUAUUUUUGAGAUGAAGAUUUUUAAACGCCACUGUACAACUGAAUGGAUGAUAGCAAAAGAAUGUUACAAUAUGGCGCUUGAUACAUGAACAAUUUAUUACUUAAUGAUAGCUUGAUGUUAUGAUUAUUUGCUUGUAAGUAUAUGUGUAAGACAGGAUUUGUGCAUACAUAACAGUGAUGUUAAAUAUUUGAAGCUAUGUUAAGAUAUGUUUCAAAAAAGAUGUUGCUUAUGCCAUGAAAAUCUCGAACGCCAUGUGACUUAAUUAAUUUGUGAUUAUACGCUAGGAACACUGUUAAAUAUUGAACACAUUAAUAUAGAGACCAGUCCUACUAAAAAAUAUAUAAUCGAUGUAUAUGAUUUGUAAACAUUUUAAUAUACAUUGAGAUGUGAGUUCCAAAGAAAACAUCCUUUAAAAUUGACUUAUAACGCCUUUCGUAUGUCAAAGUGAUCACAAACAAGUUGAUAGACGUUGUAAUAUAAAAUAAAAAAAUAUAAUAUAAAAAUACUUCAACAAAUAUUUUAAUACAUAGAAAUGAAUCUAUAUAUUUUCGGAGUUUAUCGCGGCUUUUUUAAAUUAUAAUUUCCUCCUGAUGUUUCCAUGAAGGCUGCAAUCUUCGAAACAUAAUAAAAUUAUAAUUUGCCGCUAUAAAAUCAGUUUUUUUUUAUAUAUUUGCGUAAACAUAUAUAAUCGUAAUGCUAUACAUGUUAGCAUAGCUUAGUAACGUUGUGUAUGCACAGACCAGUGAAGGUGAUGUGUUUUAUGUAAGUGUAACUUAUGAAUGACGUCAUACGAAUGUGGUAACGGUGGUACAUAUAAAGACUUUUAUACAUUUAUAUUUACGUUGGUGAUAAUUUUUAUAAAAAUGUUUUAUUGUACAUCCCCGUAUCACAGAAUACAUAUCUCUUAUAUAUAAAUGGAUAUUUUAGCGCCAAAAUUUCGCGGCCAAACAUUAUACCCUCCAAAUGCUUAGGCUUGUAAGUAAAUAGAUAUACGGCUGGCUUUAAAAGAAACAUAUUUUUUAUGCUUCCUGUAUAAAUUAAUUAAAAAUAUUUAGUAGAAAAUCAGUUCGUAAGAGAAACGAAAAUCAGUUCGAUCUAACGAAUGCAAUUACCACCAGAUGUUAGUCUACACAUAAUCGGCCGUUUUUCAAUAAUCGAUCCCGAUCUUAAUCGUAGAUUCGAUCCCGAGAAUAAACCAAUCAGAAUAAGUUAUUUGUAAAAAUGACAAAAAGAACAUUGUUUUGAUUGGACAAUUUUCGCGAUUGAUUGAAAAAGUUAUCUAGAUAGUUAUUAAAAACGGCAGUUUAUUUCAUAGCUUUUGAUUGAUGACUUUGUUACAGACUUGUUAGUUGGUUUUUAGGCGGGAACUUUAUAGUAAGUAGUGUUUAGUUUAUUAUUUUUAGUUUAUUGGUGUUUGAUCAAUUUUUAUUGAGUUAUGUACUGACCUUGUUCAGAAUGUAUGGUGUGAAGUUAGUGUUUUAUUGCCAGGGCUCAAGAACUGAACAUAGUUUUAAAUGGAUUUGUGUAUGUAUUUUUUUUUAUUUUCUAUUCGUCUUCGGGUUCCACUGAAUUGCUUCCAGAAUUAUAAGGCUGUUGCUUUAUUCGUAUAUGGGCAGCGGAUUUGGACUGGGACGUCUUUGAUUCAAUUCCCAGCGCGGGUAAAACUUUGUGCGGAGUUUUCUAAUACAAUUUAGAAGUAGUUUUAUUGUCGCUGCAAGGCCCUAAAUAUCUUCAAGAUUAGGGAACCAUUUUCACGCCCGCUCUCUUUCCCCGGCUUUAGAAAGGUUCUUUACUUCAUAUCGGAGACGAAAUACGCUAUAAAACCGUCUGUUUACUAGUUCCGAGCCCUGAUUACUGCUACAUUUCCAAAUAACUAUAUUUGCAUAAAUAUUAUAAUUUAACUUUUACUACGUAUCACGGGUUAUAAAUUAUAUUAUAUUACCGUCACUAUUCGGUGUUUGUAGAGGUUUUAAAAUACUGUCAAUAUAUAUUUCAUUUACAAAUUUAUUGAAUUAUUUUAUUGGAAUACAAUAUUUGUUGUACUUCCAUUAAUUACCAUGCUUUUUAUAUUUUUUUAAGGAAUCAAGUUUUUUAUACGUAAUUAUUUUAUAAAUCAGCUUACAAGCAGUGUUCAUUUGGUUUUUAUUGCGUUUAACGAUAAGAACAAUUAUUUUCAUUAAGCCUUAAAUAUUUUUGUGAGUUUUACUCACAAAAUUAUUAUUAUUCACAAAAAGGCCUAUUUUUCAAUUUAUUGUAUUUAAUAUAUUUUAUAGAAAGUUAACUUUAAAAUCGUAAAUAUACUAUUUAGAUAUAUCGAUCAAAAUGCUAUUUUUCCAUAGAUAUAUUCUGAGAAAAUAUUUAAAAAUUCAAUAAAGCCAAAAAUAUAUUUACAUAUUUCUUUGCAUAUAAAUAUCAUCAUGAAUACAUAUUAUUAAACGAAAUAGUAAAAUUGCACAAAAUCAGUCUAGUUGUAUUAAAUAAGCUUCAGUAUGGCACAAAAAUUUAGAUCGAUAGCAGUAAUUAAUCACUUUCUUGAGCGACAUCGAUGUUAAAUAUUCCAUUGGGGAUGUUGACAAUAUUAUUUUAACUACAUUUAUAAACACUAAACUAAAGCUACUAAAGGUUUAAAGAGUCCGCAAUAUAUCAUAUUACCACACUACAUCUACAUUGUACCCUUCAUUGAAAGAAAGAGACAGUAGAGUGCUUUGACCUUUACAUAUAAUUUACGCGCAUUUUAAAUUUAUAGUUUGUUUUAUUGGGGUUUGUAUUCGUUUUUAUGUUUACUCUAUAGUACAAGUUAUAACACCGGUCAACAUCCCUAUUGUAUAUUUUAAUGUGUCGGGACAUCCCUAGUGUGUAUAGUCUGAGGCGUAUAGUGUACGAUAUCGUUGUACAAGGAAAAAAUAUAUUGCUUACUAAUCCAUUUAUCUCACGUACAAUUUAUAUAACGACAUAAACAAUAUAUUUUUUUUUUAAUUCAAAUACUUAUUUUUUAAACAAAUUAUUAAGAGUUAUACAAAAAAGGUAAACAACUUAUAAAAAUGAGUAAGUUUCCAAAACGACUUUAAUGUAAAUAAAUUUAUUAUUUCUUAUCAUAUUGCCUCCUAAACACCUCCAAGUAAGUUGCGCUAGAGAUGUCUCUGGUUUAAGUUUCUGUUAGUUUUAAGUAUUGUAGGGUCGAUGUUGUGGGCUGUUUAUUAUUUGUGAUAAAUUUACAUAAAUGUCGCUUUUUGAUAAGUGUUAUUUUGCAAAUAAAUGAUGAGAUGAAAAA
Manduca sexta (tobacco hornworm) is the source of this 4581-nucleotide messenger RNA. RefSeq names its product 27 kDa hemolymph protein-like. The coding region runs from base 212 to 1108 and encodes 298 amino acids. Lineage: Eukaryota; Metazoa; Arthropoda; Insecta; Lepidoptera; Sphingidae. The record is from RefSeq and is a predicted model, not a curated record. The transcript has 8 exons.